This is a messenger RNA of Funneliformis geosporum, 798 nucleotides long. Lineage: Eukaryota; Fungi; Glomeromycota; Glomeromycetes; Glomerales; Glomeraceae. The record is from the annotation of a GenBank genome assembly.
AUGGAACGUGUACUAGGUAAUAAGGAUCAUUACCUAAUUUACCACGUGACGGACCGAUCCGGUCCAUUUAAUGAGAUCAUUACCUCAGACGCGCUUAAUGAUUUAGUCCACGAUAGAUCUUUCCAAAGGAUGCCACUUCCUAAGAAAGAUGUCCCAAAAUCUUUCUCUUACAAAAAGGGUUCGUCAGGUUCGUCAUCAUUGCAAAGAUCAAUUUUUAACACAAAUGUCAAAAAUGUUGAUGAAAUGAAAGCUCUCACGAAUUGUUCACCGAAAGAACUGAAGGAAAAGUUGGAUAAAAAUAAUAAAUUGCUAGAAAACGAGGAGAUCAUUUCAAAAUUAGCCGAUAAAGGGCAAAAACUUCGCGAAAGGAAUAAACUUAUUACUGAAUUACUUCAGAAGCAUGAAUCAAACCUUUUAACUUCCACUAGUGAAUUGGAAAAUUUGAUAAGCAAGAUGAACAUUGGUGAGGAAGGCGCAAUACAAACUUGUGCAAUGUCAAAGAUAACACCGGUCUCCCUUGGGAAUAAAAAAAAAGGGCGAUUUUAUAACCCAAGUGCUAAAGCAAAUCAAAUUUCAAUUGAAGAGUCCAUUAAACUACAAGAACGUCAAGAAAGGCUACAACAGGAAAUUCGAAUACAUGCAUUAUCUGAGAAAUUUCAACUAAAGACUGUAGACAAAAAGGAUCUUGGUUCUAAAACAAAUCGUUAUGCCAUUGAGAAUGACUUAUCCGAAGGAUCAUAUGAUUCGGAUUCAGGUGACGAAGAAAAUGAGGAGGAGGAUAAUGAUGAUCAUUUAUAA